AUGUACCCAAGAAGGAGAGGAGUAGCGUAUCAUCAUAGUGUACCAAAGGGUCAACUUUCACAGGGACAUUAUCCUACAACUCCUAGUGAUGGACAGAGAAGGAAGGUCAAUAAUCCUGAAGCAUUCCAAUCCUUUGAUAUAUGGAAAAAUUUGGAUAAGAUAAGAUCAUCUAGGAAAGGUACAGUACAGUAUAUGAAAGGAAGUCUGCUUAUACUUCCCGUGAGAACAGAAGCUAAACAACAAUUUGAAGAGUGCAUGAACGAGUUGCACAAGUAUAUAUCUAAGGACAUAUUACAAUGUUAUCCACAGAAAAGGCAGAAAGACGCAAACGUGCUUUAUUACGUAGUCUUAAAGCAAUUCAGUAUAUUGGAUUCUUGCUUCGUAUUAGCGGUUUUGUUUGCUUUUCAGAAGCGUUUAUGGAUGGCAUCAUCGGAAAAAUCCUACUUCAGAGUUCCCAGGAAUAUUAACUUGACAGGUUCAUUUUAUUUGCCCAAAAAUAUAGAAACAGGUAAACAUCAUCUAAUGACUAGCUAUAGAAGAGAGCUGCCCGCCUCCAAUAUUGUAGGGGUUGGUUUCAAUGUUCUCCCAAGUUUUCAACAAUUCCAUAUAAAGGCUUGUCAUGUGAGUAGGUUUAUGAACGAACUUUCCAACUUUUUCUCACAAGUAGCAUUCGGUAAGUGUGAAUGCUGUGUGAUAAAUCGCUUUCAGCGUGAAUAUAUGCGGACUUAUUCACAGACGUCGCUUGCCCUCUUUGAACUUCCAUUAAUUGGCGAUGGCUUAUUUGAUAUGAAAGCAUAUACCAACAAAACCAGGCCAAUUAUAGAAAAAUCAAAAGUCCAAAUGGUCAAGCACAUUGAGGAAUUGAAAAUAUAUAAUGAAACACAUAGUACUCAGAGAAAUCAACCUUUACAGGAACAAAAGCCUUUACCGGACUCGUUCUCUCCCUCUAACACUGUUCAUACAGGGACGACUUCGCAUCAAUCACAAUUGCAAAGGUCCAUAAUUAACAAAUCGCCAAGCACUCAAAACAUCUCUAACCGUUAUUCGGGAUCCAACACUACAGAAAAUGGAAGAAAUGUUGAACGCCAUAAACCAGGCUUUAUGACACAGGAUGAGAUUAAGCAACACUGUAUCGCUACUAUAAAAGCUUCUAUACAUGCAGUGAAGAAUAAAUCCUCGUAUCAAAUUCUUAAAACAUAUGUCAGAUGUCCAAGACAGAAUUAUAUUGAUGUUGUUUAUCAAAAUUUAAACGACUUACGAUCAAAGACAAAUUGCAACAUUGUUGUAUUGAAUCUGAAUAAUCUUCACGAGUCACAGCAGUGGCUUGAAUCUUUAAAUUUAGCUAAUUACUCCAUUUUUUCUCAACAACCCCAUCCAAGUACUGUCCGCGUUAUUAGUAUUGGCGGAGUCGGUGAGUACAUAGUUAAAGCAUUAGAGCUAAUAUUGAAUAUAUUGGAGCAAUGA
Messenger RNA from Saccharomyces mikatae IFO 1815, 1464 nucleotides. RefSeq names its product Snu56p (gene SNU56). NCBI's taxonomy places the organism in Eukaryota, Fungi, Ascomycota, Saccharomycetes, Saccharomycetales, Saccharomycetaceae. Gene Ontology annotation, molecular function: mRNA binding. The record is from RefSeq and is a predicted model, not a curated record. The transcript has a single exon. The coding region runs from base 1 to 1464 and encodes 487 amino acids. Gene Ontology annotation, biological process: mRNA splicing, via spliceosome.